AUGAACAAUCCCGAAACUGCCGAGUUCCUGUGCGGCCUUGCAGACACGGACGUCACUUUCGAUCCACCACCCGAGCCGCCUCUCCACCUGUCCCGCCAAACUUGGGUGAUCGAGAAGAAGCUCUCUGAACGAUCUCAGCGGAUGACGCAGCAGGACGUUUCCGAUGGCCUGGGACUACCAUACGCAGCUGCUAAGUUCAUCUGCCAUCGCAAGGAAAAUCCUAGCAAGAAGGCUUUUAUGCGGAUUUAUCUUCAAAUUCCUGUCAUUGACACUCUAUACCAGAGCCCUCAGAUUCGACGAAAGCAGGCUGCUAAGCCACGGCAGCACAUCGAGUUGACGACCUUGAAAGCGCUCAAGAAAUGGGAUUGCGAUGUUGGAAAGCAAGGCGAAGAUAGUAUCGUUCCGGGAGGUUACAUCACUUAUGUGGUCUGGGAUAAAGUCCCCGGGGAGCCUCUGAGCCCAGAAGAAUUCUGGGAGCUAGAUCUUGAGUCACGCCAAGCGAUCCGCGAUAAAUUCCGUGAAGCCUUUCCGCAUUUUUCAGGGGUUUCACGCGCAGGCCGUACUGAUACAAACGAAGAGUGGCAUGACAAGUACUACGUUCUGUUUCGUUUGGCCAAGCCAUCUCCAAAGACAGACUGGGUCAAGGAUCCCACACAGUGGACUUGGUGA
Molecule: messenger RNA, 669 nt
Organism: Penicillium riverlandense
Lineage: Eukaryota; Fungi; Ascomycota; Eurotiomycetes; Eurotiales; Aspergillaceae
Exons: 3
Coding region: 1-669 (222 amino acids)
Source: RefSeq, a predicted model, not a curated record